ACGGAAGUGGGUCCUACCAUCUUCUCGCAGCCGGAAUGGGAAGAAAUGAGGAAAUAACUCUUUAAGUCAAUGAAUUCCUCGUUGGAACCCACUAUCGAGAAAUUCUCAUUGGUACAGUUUUAAGAAAUGACAAAUUUAAUCUGCUCUUGAUUUUUGUGUCCUAAGAUUUCCAGUAAGUGUCUUCAAACCUCCCCCCACGGCUUUCUGGCUAAUAGAAGUUCCCGAAGGCCGCCGAUUCCAGAAGAUACUGUUCGGCGUGAAAUUAGUCUUAGUUGAAACAUAAGUCCCUGGCGUCUUGUGGUGCGCCUGCGCAAACUUUUGAGCCCUCCCGCGAGAGAAAAGUGCGUUCUCGGUUCUGUAGCAGUUUCCGCGGGUUGGGGGAAAGUAACUCCUGCUGCUGCACUAUGGCGUCCAUGGGGACCCUCGCCUUCGAUGAAUAUGGGCGGCCUUUCCUUAUCAUCAAGGAUCAAGACCGCAAGUCCCGUCUUAUGGGCCUUGAGGCCCUCAAGUCUCAUAUAAUGGCGGCAAAGGCUGUGGCAAAUACAAUGAGAACGUCGCUUGGACCAAAUGGACUGGAUAAGAUGAUGGUGGAUAAGGAUGGCGAUGUGACUGUAACUAAUGAUGGUGCCACCAUCUUAAGCAUGAUGGAUGUCGAUCAUCAGAUUGCCAAGCUCAUGGUGGAACUAUCCAAGUCUCAGGAUGAUGAAAUUGGAGACGGAACCACAGGAGUGGUUGUCCUGGCUGGUGCCUUGUUAGAAGAAGCCGAGCAGUUGCUAGACCGAGGCAUUCACCCAAUCAGAAUAGCUGAUGGCUAUGAGCAGGCUGCCCGCGUUGCUAUUGAACACCUGGACAAGAUCAGCGAUAGCGUCCUUGUUGACAUAAAGGACACCGAACCCCUGAUUCAGACUGCAAAAACCACGCUGGGCUCCAAAGUGGUCAACAGUUGUCACCGACAAAUGGCGGAGAUCGCUGUGAAUGCCGUCCUCACUGUAGCAGACAUGGAGCGCAGAGAUGUGGACUUUGAGCUUAUCAAAGUAGAAGGCAAAGUGGGUGGCAGGCUGGAGGACACUAAGCUGAUUAAGGGCGUGAUCGUAGACAAGGAUUUCAGUCACCCGCAGAUGCCGAAAAAAGUGGAAGAUGCUAAGAUUGCAAUUCUCACAUGUCCAUUCGAACCACCCAAACCAAAAACGAAGCAUAAGCUGGAUGUGACCUCUGUAGAAGAUUAUAAAGCCCUUCAGAAAUAUGAAAAGGAGAAAUUUGAAGAGAUGAUUCAACAGAUUAAGGAGACUGGUGCUAACCUAGCAAUUUGUCAGUGGGGCUUUGAUGAUGAAGCAAAUCACUUACUUCUUCAGAACAACUUGCCUGCGGUGCGCUGGGUAGGAGGACCUGAAAUUGAGCUGAUUGCCAUUGCAACAGGAGGGCGGAUCGUCCCCAGGUUCUCAGAGCUCACAGCCGAGAAGCUGGGCUUUGCUGGUCUUGUACAGGAGAUCUCAUUUGGAACGACUAAGGAUAAAAUGCUGGUCAUCGAGCAGUGUAAGAACUCCAGAGCCGUAACCAUUUUUAUUAGAGGAGGAAAUAAGAUGAUCAUUGAGGAGGCGAAACGAUCCCUUCACGAUGCUCUGUGUGUCAUCCGGAACCUCAUCCGUGAUAAUCGUGUGGUGUAUGGAGGAGGGGCUGCGGAGAUAUCCUGUGCCCUGGCAGUUAGCCAAGAGGCAGAUAAGUGCCCCACCUUAGAACAGUACGCCAUGAGAGCAUUUGCUGAUGCACUGGAGGUCAUCCCCAUGGCCCUGUCUGAAAACAGUGGCAUGAAUCCCAUCCAGACUAUGACCGAAGUCCGAGCCAGACAAGUGAAGGAGAGGAACCCUGCUCUUGGCAUCGACUGUUUGCACAGGGGGACAAAUGAUAUGAAGCAACAGCAUGUCAUAGAAACCUUGAUUGGCAAAAAGCAACAAAUAUCUCUUGCGACACAAAUGGUUAGAAUGAUUUUGAAGAUUGAUGACAUUCGUAAGCCUGGAGAAUCUGAAGAAUGAAGACAUGGAGAUACUAUGUAGUAAGAUCUACUGUGAUUGAAUAAAUGGGUGUCUUGCGAUGCGUCUACAGUUAUUUAUUACAUCCUUUUUCAGGCAUUGUAGAUGCUAUAAUAAAAAGAGCUGUUUGGUAAGCAUAGUUUCAGUUGUUCAAAAAUGUGUAAUUGUGGGGGUACUAUCUCAACGUGUUUUUGUAUUCGUUGUAUUAAGGGAAUCUCUUUAAACAACCUAUCUUCAGGUUUAAGAAACAUUUAUUGUAACAGUGAUUAAAUGCCGCCCUAAUUGAA
Messenger RNA from Callithrix jacchus (white-tufted-ear marmoset), 2314 nucleotides. It is a transcript of the gene CCT5, whose product is annotated as chaperonin containing TCP1 subunit 5. Gene Ontology annotation, biological process: protein folding. Gene Ontology annotation, molecular function: ATP binding; ATP-dependent protein folding chaperone; ATP hydrolysis activity. The record is from RefSeq and is a predicted model, not a curated record. NCBI's taxonomy places the organism in Eukaryota, Metazoa, Chordata, Mammalia, Primates, Cebidae.